UGGUGGUGCGGUGCGAAGGGAAGUUUCAUUCAGAACGUGUGGGCGACAGGAUGGCGGGAUUGCGGUGUACGGCGGUGGUUCGAUUCUAUAAAAGGAAGUGACGGUAAGCAUUCAUCGUUACUCUCUUCAUAGAUGUCGAAUUGUUCAGUCUAAAAAUAGAAAACGAGAAAAGGAAGAAGGAAAAUUAUAGAAAAAAAACUCAAAUAAAUUAUUUUGUGUGUUCUGUAUGUGUGACUCGAAUUUUGAAGUGGUGAGAUUUAUAAAUAGAAAUACGGUUUUCCUCACACAGUGAGUGGAAGUGACAAAGAAGAAACAGAACCGAACAACAACAAAAUAAUAUCGGGAUUAAAGCCCGGAUCUGACUACGAAUAAACUAACAUAUUGUGUACAUAUUUAUUGGAUUAAUUUUGACAACAUUAUUAAAAGACACGUCAACAAUGUUCAUUACAUUAAGCCUUGUAGCUGUACUAAUUGCACCAAUAGCAUCGUUUUCCUAUCCUGUCUUCGGAACCAAACGCUACCACAGAGCCAUAAAUGCGAAUAAGGGAAUAAUGCCGGUCUACAGUGCACCCUACUACGAUGAACCCAUUCUAGCACCAACGUUUCCACGAUAUCCAUCGGAUACCAGCAAUUACUACUACGUACCCAGACGGGAAUCUCAAUACUAUGGUCUUCCGACUUAUCGCGGUGAAUACAAGCCGACACAAUAUUAUUACGCGCAUAGUCCUAGCUAUUAUGAUGAUCGAUCGGAUCAGGCGAAUCCGCUGGAUGAUCUGCAUGAGGAAAUGCUGCACGAAGAUCAACGAGAUCGGCUUAGAGAUUAUUCAAUUGGUCAGGAAACGUGGUACGAGAAUCCAGCUGCUGCCAGGCAGGACAAGUUAACAAAUGUUUUCUUAAAGAAUUUGAUUGCCUACAACAAGGAACAGCUGAAUGAAGAGCCCGAAUUGGAUGAUGGUCAGAAUGGGGAAUUCGAUGAAUACAGUGACGGAAACGAUGCUGAGUAUUACGAUCAACCCAGUAACAACAAUUUGAACAUCAGAAAAUACAGCAACCAUCAGCAGCAGCAUCAAAAUAGUUUUAAGGAAAAUGAGGACAAAGAUGUGAUGGAUUUGAAUUCGUUGGCCGCAAACUCUUACAACAAAGAACCAAUAUCCCAGUCAAACUAUCCAGACUAUCAGCAAGACUUCAGUAACACGUACGAAGAAGAAGAUCCCGAAUACGAUGACGACACUUGGAUCAAUUGGUCGAGCAAACGAAGUGGCGGUAAUGCCGAUCAACCGAUCAAACCGAUUGGUUUGGCAACAUUUAGCGACCGAAAACCAUCGACGGAACAGCAUCUUCACAAACCAAUCGUUUCGGUGCCCACAACCAAACAAGCACCGUCAAAACCAUCAUCAGCUGAAACUACCACAACAGCUCAGCACAACGACAAUGCGAAAGGUAGUAAGACCGGACAAAAGGAAAUUGUUUUGCCGCGGCCAGCUACACCGGUACGAACUCCAUUUUCCGAACCAUUGAUGGAAAUGUUGACCCAUAAUGCCAUUCAUGAUAAGCGGCAAGUUCCGGGUAACUCUAAAACAAAAUCACCGUCAACUGUUUACGACACCAUUCGACAGUUGCUGGCCAUGGAACAGAAUUUGGACAAGACUGCCACAGAAACGAAAGUCCAGAAACGGUUUGUAUCGAAUGAAGAAUCGCUAGUCCAUCAACUAAAUGGUCUAAGAGAAUCAAAAAAAGUUUAAAUGAAAAAGACCGAGUGAAACUAACCGGGGAUUUGACUAUAUUGCAAGGAAAAAUAUCGUUAUAAAUCAUUGAACAUUUUUAUUUUUAAUUAAUGAACAUACCAGACUUUAAUGAAUGAUAAAUACCAGUAAGCGAAAUAUGUUUGUUAAUUAAAAAGACUAAAACCGAUGAAAUAAAAUAAAAAUAAAAUCUGGAGACUGAGAAUGUAAAUAAACAAAAAAAAAAUAUUUUUUAAAUUAUUCUAUGCACAGACCGUGAGACAAAGAACUAAUAAAAUAAAUGUUUGUUUCCAACUAAUUAUUCCUUUCUUGGAUUAUUUCAAUUUCCCUUUUUAUCUGGAGAGUGAUCAGAUCAGCAUGAUAGGAAAAAGUUUUAUUCUCCUUUCUUAUAUCUUCAACAUGUAGGAAGUAAAGAAUCUUGUCCUAUUUUAGGACCGUACACAAAGGACGUCUCGAGAGAAAUUACAGGGAAGUUUAGAAAAGUGUCACACUAAAAAAAUAUGAAAAUAGCAGCCGACGUCCUUUGUGUACGAUCCCUUAGUUUGAGUCACAUCAAGUCUAAUUUAAAAAUUUCCAAGAAAAUUUCGAUUUGCGGAGCUUUUAAUUUUCUCAAAGUAUAUUGCGAAAAUGAAUCGGUAUAUUUCAGCAAAAGUAAACUUUUAUUCUAACUCUAAGUCCAUGGCUGGCCAAAGGCCCUUCGGAUGAUGAAUGACGAACAUUUUUAAAAGACUUUUCGUUCAAACAAAAAAAAAAUUGAAAAGCUCUUCGGGCAUCGUCCGGAUGUUUAUGGAACCAUAAGACCUAUAAGGCCUGAAAUUGCUUCAAAUUCUGAUAAUAUUCUUUCCAGAUUUUUUUAAAGAAAUUUAUUUACCUCAAAAUUCUGAGCGUAUUUCUGUAUUUGAUAUGGGAAUGGAAGACAAUGCUCACCAAAAUGUUUAGAAUCAAUUUUCGAUCGUUUAUGUUUUUUUUUAAGUUUAUUUCACGAGGGACCUAAACCCCAAAACUUUUAUAGAGUAGAUUUAAACAAUGAAAUUAUAACCAUCUCGGACAAUUGAAACAGACCCUUCCACUGGCAGCUAAAUAUUCAUAUGAAUAAAAUUGAUUGUCUAAAAAUAUUGAUAAAAAUAAAGGUAUUUAACCGUACUGUAAAUAGCAAAUUAUAAAAUUAAAAUAUGAAAUAAAAGAAAAAUAUUGAAUAAUCAAAUCAACUGCAUGACAUAAAAAAAAUCUUUCAGUUUCAUUCUAUCAAUAAAAUGAAAAGAUAGACAAAAAAAUGUUUAUUUUCUUCUGCAUUCUUUAGAAUAAUAAUUUUAAAAAAAAUCAUUAAAACAAAAGAAUGAGUUCGAAGUUUAAAAGCAUAACAGUCUACGAAAAAAGAAAAAUUAAAAAAAUAAUUAUUGUGAUAAAUCAAUAGCCAAUUCAGAAAUCAUAUUAAAAUUGAAGGAAACGAUGAAUAAACAAUUAAAAAAAUUUAAAAAUCAACAACAAAAAGAGAUCAAGGACUGUAUGUAGUUAUAUUUUAUACAUUUAAAAAUUUGUAGCUUAAAGAAGGUGGAGAGUUAAUUGGGAUGAAUAUUGGAAAUGAGGAGGAAAAAAUUGAGAUAUAGAGAAAAUAAAAAAAUAAAACAUUUCAGUCAGAUUAAAUUUGCACAAUUUUUUUUUUAAAUUUAUUUAUUAAUGCUUCUUCUAUCUAAAUUUCCGGUUUGAUCUUUUAGAAUCGUUAGAACACGAAGCUCAUUUAUUAUUAUUUCCUCUAAAUCCGUCAAACUUUACAUUGACACACUUUAAUAAAUAAUUUUGUGAAUCUUUUAGUUUUAACAGCUUCAUUCAUUUUCGUUUCGAUCUUUUAACAGUUUUUUGCUCAACGUGGAAAUGAUUAAUAAAAAAAAAUCGAAAAUGUUAAUGAAUUUAGAACGAGGCGUCAAAAGUACCUUUGAAAAAUAAUUAAAUUGUUGUGUAACACCACUAUACUGAAUGGUAAAUGGUGAUGAUGCAGUUUACAGAUGUUGUACGACUACGCUUUUCAUUGAAAAAAAAUUAUUAAAGAAAAAAAAAUCAAUUUUGUUUUCCUUUUGCCAAAAGAACCAUUAAAAUUUAAAAUUAAAUUCCAUAAUCAGAUCUAACGGAAUCAAUUAAACAAUUAAAUAUGACAAUUAUAAACGCUAACGAAUAUAGAAACUACAUAAAUGGAUUGGAUACAUUUAACUACAUGUACCUAAAAUUUAAA
Molecule: messenger RNA, 3969 nt
Organism: Bradysia coprophila
Lineage: Eukaryota; Metazoa; Arthropoda; Insecta; Diptera; Sciaridae
Source: RefSeq, a predicted model, not a curated record